This is a messenger RNA of Malus domestica (apple), 891 nucleotides long. The record is from RefSeq and is a predicted model, not a curated record. NCBI's taxonomy places the organism in Eukaryota, Viridiplantae, Streptophyta, Magnoliopsida, Rosales, Rosaceae.
AUGCCAUAUCUUAAGGGAUACGAGACUCUUAACCUUGUUUUCUUUGAUGGGAUGAAUGGAAGCCUUAAGGAACAUAUAAGCUGUUUCAUUGAUGCUUUGGGUCCUCAUGCCGACGACUGCAACCUACGUCUCAGGGAGUUCUUGAAAACCCUAACUGAUCGUGCUUAUACUUGGUACACCACCCUCGCACCAGGAUCCAUCCAGACCUGGAAAGAGCUGGCAUGCAAGUUCUGUAAAAAGUACUUCAAGCAUAAGGAAAUGGUCAUGACAACUCAGCUCAACAAUACACGCCAAAAGUACGAGGAAGAUUUGGUGACUUUUGUCAAACAUUUUGCAGACAUCGCCCUUGACUACUAUGGCGAGAAUGACGAGGAAGCUCUUGUGGAGAUCUGCAUCAACAACAUUGUAGUUGACUACAGGGUGUACUUGAAGAACAUAAGUAUCAGCCAGUUCUUGAGGCUUUUAGAAGCAGUAAAGAAUACCAGCUUGUCAAUUAAGCCUUCUACGGGGAAAUCUUGGAAGACCUACAAGAAAGAAGCUCAUCAUACCCUAUCCAUGAAUGACAGAUUUGACUACAAUCCAAGAAAAAUGAAGGAAAUAAAGAGUGAUAGGGAAACCUAUCCUCCACUAGCAUGCAAUAAUGAGGAAUUCCAAGCCAUCCUCGAUACCAUGCUUGCAGAUGGGACCAUCAAGGUGCCUCGGUCGUAUAAAUCCCCUUCCAAGGAAGAUAGAAAGGAUCCCAAGUAUUGUCGUUACCAUCAGUAUGUGGGACAUCCCUAUAUUGUAUGCCAAACUUUGCGAAGAAUUCUCCAUGCAAAAAUCUGUGAAGGAACGCUAGAGCUGUCAUGCAAGACGCAAGCUAUAAACACUGACCCUCUGCCAAAGCGCUAA